GCCCCGCGCCGGCUCCGCGGCUCCGCAGCUCGCGCCCGCCCGGCGCCGGGCCAUGGCGCUGCUGCAGGAUGUGUCGCUGCAGGAUCCGCGGGACCGCUUCGAGCUGCUGCAGCGCGUGGGGGCCGGGACCUAUGGCGACGUCUACAAGGCCCGCGACACGGUCACGUCCGAACUGGCUGCGGUCAAGAUAGUCAAGCUAGACCCAGGGGACGACAUCAGCUCCCUUCAGCAGGAAAUCACCAUCCUGCGUGAGUGCCGCCACCCCAAUGUGGUGGCCUAUAUUGGCAGCUACCUCAGGAAUGACCGCUUGUGGAUCUGCAUGGAGUUCUGCGGAGGGGGGUCCCUGCAGGAGAUUUACCACGCCACCGGGCCCCUGGAGGAACGGCAGAUUGCCUAUGUCUGCCGAGAGGCACUGAAGGGGCUGCACCACUUGCAUUCUCAGGGGAAGAUCCACAGAGACAUCAAGGGAGCCAACCUUCUCCUCACCCUCCAGGGAGAUGUCAAGCUGGCUGACUUUGGGGUGUCAGGCGAGCUGACGGCGUCUGUGGCGAAGAGGAGGUCUUUCAUUGGGACUCCAUACUGGAUGGCCCCGGAGGUGGCCGCCGUGGAGCGCAAAGGUGGCUACAAUGAGCUGUGUGACAUCUGGGCCCUGGGCAUCACCGCCAUCGAGCUGGGCGAGCUGCAGCCCCCUCUCUUCCACCUGCACCCCAUGAGGGCCUUGAUGCUGAUGUCAAAGAGCAGCUUCCAGCCGCCAAAGCUGAGAGACAAGACUCGCUGGACCCAGUAUUUCCAUCACUUCCUCAAGCUUGCCUUGACCAAGAACCCCAAGAAGAGGCCAACAGCAGAGAAGCUCCUGCAGCACCCCUUCACGACCCAGCAGUUGCCUCGGGCUCUCCUCACACAGCUGUUGGACAAGGCCAAUGACCCCCACCUGGGAACCCCCUCCCCAGAAGACUGUGAUCUGGAGACUUAUGACAUGUUUCCCGACACCAUUCACUCCCGGGGGCAGCAUGGCCCAGCCGAGAGGACCCCCUCGGAGAUCCAGUUUCACCAGGUGAAGUUUGGUGCCCCACGAAGGAAGGAAACAGACCCACUGAAUGAGCCGUGGGAAGAGGAAUGGACGCUGCUGGGAAAGGAGGAGCUGAACUCGAGCCUGCUGCAGUCAGUCCAGGAGGCCCUGGAGGAAAGGAGCCUGACCAUCCGGCCAGCCUUGGAACUCAAGGAGCUGGACUCCCCAGAUGAUACCAUAGGAACCAUCAAGAGGGCCCCGUUCUUGGAGCCAUCCCCCACUGAGCCUCCGGCUGAGGACCUUCAAUCCAGCCUCCCAGGAACCGCACCUGCACCUCUCCCAUGCCCUGACAGCCCCCCGCUGCUCUCCACUGCCUGGGCCACCGUGAAGCACCGGGAAGAUCAUGAGAGGUCAUCCUGCCGUGGGCUCCCCCCGACCCCCAAGGUGCACAUGGGCGCCUGCUUCUCCAAGGUCUUCAAUGGCUGCCCCCUGCGGAUCCACGCUGCUGUCACCUGGAUUCACCCUGUCACCCGGGACCAGUUCCUGGUGGUGGGGGCCGAGGAAGGCAUCUACACCCUCAACCUGCAUGAACUGCAUGAGGAUACGCUGGAGAAGCUGAUUUCACACCGCUGCGCCUGGCUUUACUGCGUGAACAACGUGCUGCUGUCACUCUCAGGGAAAUCCACGCACAUCUGGGCCCACGACCUCCCAGGCUUGUUUGAGCAGCGGCGGCUACAGCAACAGGUCCCCCUCUCCAUCCCCACCAAUCGCCUCACUCAGCGCAUCAUCCCCAGGCGCUUUGCCCUGUCCACCAAGAUUCCUGACACCAAAGGCUGCCUGCAGUGUCGCGUGGUGCGGAAUCCGCACACAGGCAGCACCUUCCUGCUGGCCGCGCUGCCCACCAGUCUGCUUCUGCUGCAGUGGUAUGAGCCGCUGCAGAAAUUCCUGCUGCUAAAGAACUUCUCCAGCCCCUUGCCCAGCCCAGCAAGGAUGCUGGAGCCGCUGGUGCUGGAUGGGAAGGAGCUACCGCAGGUGUGCGUGGGGGCUGAGGGCCCCGAGGGGCCUGGCUGCCGCGUCCUGUUCCAUGUCCUGCCGCUGGAGGCUGGCCUGACGCCGGACAUCCUCCUCCCACCCGAGGGGCUUCCGGGCUCAGCCCAGCAGGUGAUCCAGGUGGACAGGGACACAGUCCUAGUCUGCUUUGACCGCUGCGUGAGGAUCGUCAACCUGCUGGGCGAGCCCACGGUGACACUGGCGCCUGUGCUGACCUUUGACUUCCCCAUUGAGACUGUGGUGUGUCUGCAGGACAGUGUGCUGGCCUUCUGGAGCCAUGGGAUGCAAGGCCGCAGCCUGGACACUAAUGAGGUGACCCAGGAGAUCACAGACGAGACAAGGAUCUUCCGAGUGCUUGGGGCCCACAGAGACAUCAUCCUUGAGAGCAUUCCCACCGACAAGCCGGGGGCUCACAGCAACCUCUACAUUCUCACAGGCCAUCAGAGCAGUUACUGAGCCAGUGGGCCGGCCUGGCCGGGGGCAUCCCCCGCCCACUCCAGGCCUUAGCAGCAGUUCUUUUAGGCAGAGGGGCCCCUCCCAGAUCAGAGGAGCCCAGGCCUCGGCUCUGCUGGUCUGAAGGGCAGAAAUCCUGAGAAGAGUUUGGGGGCUGGGGAGGGUAAGGGUGCCUACCCCACACCUCUGCAAUAACUGGACCAGAGGAAGCUGCUGUCACCUCCCCCUCCCCGGCGGGCAGCCAGUCCCCAGUGCCCCCUGGCAGGGGCCCUGGGCUGGUUGGGGGCAGGCCCGGGGCUAUCCAUUCCAUUCGGUUCCACAUUUCCUUUCCACUCUUCCUGCCAAGAGCCUGCCCCUGUGCUCUGUCCUGGGGAACGUGGUAUUUAAAAGAGAGACUAUAUUGGUAUUAAAGCUGGUUUGAUUUUAUUCCACUGGUCCCUCUGGUUUGGGGGGAGCUGAGCCCACCUGCCUCAUCUCCCUCUACCUCUCCCUCCAGGACACCUUUCUUUCUUUCUGUGGCACCAGGUGCUGUGGAUAUAACAUGGAAGGGAGGCCACCAGUGUUCUGGUGGCUCUCAUGGGGAGCCAGGCAGAGGUGAGGGGGAGGCCAUGGCCUUCCGUGGCAUCUCAGGGUCUCUGUGUCUUCCUGGGCUCCCUUGCUCAGGAUGAGCCCUCAGCCUUGCAGUGUGAGGUCUCUUUUGUGGCCAAGGAGUCAUGCAGAUGGGGCCGGGGGAGGCACUAAACAAGGGACUCGUCCGAGCACCCCUGUCCCAUAUGAGAUCUCACCAGGUAGCCUAUGGAAGGGCCCAGGAGAGGCCCGCCAAGGGCUGCUCCACCCAGCGCCAGGGAGGCUGCAGCCUUUGGAGACAGCCUGCCCUGACCUGUAUCCCCCACCCAGGCCUGGGGCUGCCUCCCGGCCUCCCACCUGCUGCCUGGAUAUCAGUUGCUCUGUCAGGCCAGGAUUACUGAACAUGGGUGUGCUCACCAAGCUAGACUCUGGGAAGAUCAGCCUGUGUCCAUUUAGCAAGAAUUCCCAGAGGGUCUCUUCAGUGCCCAUCCCUGGGCUCCCAGAGGGGCCCCUACCAAGAUGUGGACCCGCCCCCAGUGAGGGGAGCUGCCCUUGCUGGAGCCUGCAUCUCGAAGGCACAUUCGUCCACCUGUUGCUGGCCUUGUGCUUUGCAUCGCCAUUCUCCUACAUUUCCCUCUUAGCGGGCUCCACACCCCCAGACCAGGGAGCCCCCUGUGGCCCCAGGCACUGACCAGGCUGCUCCGUGGACAGAGACCCCUGACCCUUGACCCCAGGUACCUGGAGAGGACUUUCAGCCCACAGAGCAGCAGGCAGCAGACAGUGCCACCUUGUGGCAGGUUGCCCCAACACUCUAAAGGAGGGUUGGGGGGUGUCAGAAUGUAAUGUGCCAAAGCAGGGGUGCCUGGGAAAAGCAGGGGCCCCUGAUAAAAUAUUUGCUGCCAGCAGAGUCUGGCCACCAGCCAAAGAAAGGCCAAGAGGCCAGGGAAUAUGCACUGAAAGACCAAAAUUGUUAUUUUAUCUGUAUGUUUUUUAAUAGGUAGCCCUUGGCCAUAGGUACACAAUUUUUAAAAAAAUACAAAGUAAAUACAAUGAGAAGUCUCCUAUUCAGGUCCCAGUUACUUAUAAGCCUUCUGGAAGUACUUACGCAUGUUUAAGAAGUAAUGGUAUGCUUUAGUCUUCCCUGUUUCUUACAUACACGGUAAUAUAUUCCACACACUGUUCUAAUCUUGCCCUUUAAGAGCUGUCCUGGAGGGAAUUCUCCGGCGGUCCAGGGGUUAGGACUCCGUGCGUUCACUGCCGAGGGCCCGGGUUCGAUCCCUACUCGGGAUACUAAGAUCCCGCAAGCUGAGUGAGUGGCCAAAAAAAAAAAAAAAUCUGUCCUUAAGAGCUUUCCAUGAUCAGUGCCUCCCACUUUGUUCUUUUAUAGCUGGUAUUCCACUGUAUGGGUUUCCCAUAACUAAUGUGAAUUAACUGUAGUUAGAUCCCUAUUGAUGGAAAUUUCAGUUGUUUCUACUAGUUUGCUAUUACAAAUGAUGCAGCAAUAAAUACUCUUAUGCCAUUGCCACUGUGUAGGUAUUCAAGUGUCCCGUAGGAUUAAUUCCCGGAAGUGGCCUUGCUGGGUCAGAGCUGGCUGUCUUUGUCCUUGUGACAACUACUGUCACACUGCCCUCCCUGGGCAGAAGCCUCUGGGAUGGGUCAGAUCAGCCUCUGUAAGCCAUCCCGUGGGUCAGCGGAAGAGGCUAGGGCACCCCAGGAUGUUCGGGUAGCUGGCCCAUAGCCGAGUCAAGUGAGGGUCAAGGUGAGAGGUGACAACCAGAAUGUGUGCUUCAAGACAGCAGGGCAUCGGCCGUGCUCACAGUGGUAUGUCCAGUGCCUGGUCACUGCCUGGUGCACAGAAGGCCCUCAAUCAUGCUUUCUGAGUGAAGGAAUGAGCGUGAUAUUGUGAAGAGGAGGCCCUAGAGUUGGGCCCCUGGACUGGAUGAGUUUGCUGAGCUGUGUUUUCCCCAGGUAGACCAUGUCCUAAGUCUAUCUGCAGGGUAUAGGGAGGAUUGGAAGUAUUGUAGUACACAUAAUGCAAUGACACAGAUGAAUCAUAGAGAUGUAAUGCUGAGUGAAAACAGCAAAUUGCAUAAAAUGACACACAGUAUGAUAGCAAAAAUAAGCAAAACUAAACCAUCUAUUGUUUGGUGAUUUAAGCACGUGUGAUAAAACACUUAGGAGAUCAGGGGAAGAAACAGCACAAAAUUCACAUGAUGGCCCCUGUGAGGGGAGUGGGAAUGGGGUAAGGAAGGAUCCCAGGAAUUUGCAAAGGUGUUGGUAAUAUCUUGCUUCUCAGGCUGUGUGGUGGGUUCAUGAGUAUUCGAUUUAUAGCUCAGUUCCUAAUGCACAUAAGGUUCCACACACCCUUUUGUAUGUAUCAAAUACUAUGUGAGGGAAUUCCCUGGUGGCUCAGUGGAUAGGACUCUGUGCUUCCACUGCAGGGGGCACUGGUUCGCUCCCUGAUCUGGGAACUAAGAUCCCCCAUGCCAUGCCGCACAGCCAAAAAAAAAAGUAAGAAAACGUAAGUUUAGAUAUUUUAAAGUAACCACUUAAAAAAACUCUGUAAUGGCUUAAAAAACAAAAUCAAACAGGCAACAUAAUCCUUUCCCAGAUGAUAAAAUCAAGUGGAGAUAAUGAAAAUGUUCCAGUGACAAGCUAUGGGCAGGUCCCUCUAGCUGCCUUCUUCUGUUGCUUCUUUUAAAACAGCUUUACUGAGGUAUAACUGGCACACAAUGAACUGCAUCUAUUAAAAAUGUACUAUUUGAUGACUUUCACACAUACACACCAGUGAAACCAUUAUUACAAUCGAGAGAAACAUUUCCAUCACCUGCAAAGCUUCUUCCUCUUUGUAAUCAGGGCCUCCUGUUCCUCCUUGCCUCCCCAUCCCGAAGUAACCACUGAUCCGUUUUCUGUCACUAUAGAUGAAUUUGAAUUUUUCAGAAUUUAUAUAAAUAGAAUCAUAUUGUACGUACUCCUUAUUUGGCAUCUUUCACUAAGCAUCAUUAUUUUGAGAUUCAUCCAUGUUGUUGCAUGUAUUAAUGGUCAUUCCUUUUAUUGCCAAGUAGUAUUCCAUCAUAUGGAUGUACCACCGUUUGUUUAGCUAGUUGCCUGUUGAUACACGUUUGGCUGUUUCCUGUUUUGGACUAUUUAUUACAAAUAAAGUUGCUAUGAACAUUCA
Globicephala melas (long-finned pilot whale) is the source of this 6257-nucleotide messenger RNA. It is a transcript of the gene MAP4K2, whose product is annotated as mitogen-activated protein kinase kinase kinase kinase 2. NCBI's taxonomy places the organism in Eukaryota, Metazoa, Chordata, Mammalia, Artiodactyla, Delphinidae. Gene Ontology annotation, molecular function: ATP binding; MAP kinase kinase kinase kinase activity. Gene Ontology annotation, biological process: protein phosphorylation; intracellular signal transduction. Gene Ontology annotation, cellular component: cytoplasm. The record is from RefSeq and is a predicted model, not a curated record.